GGACGUGGGGGGAAGCGAAAAGCCGCAUCAACCAUGUAAGCGUUGCUUCCUGUCGCCGUCGCCGGUCGCGCCGCGGGCCCCUGCACCGCCCAGACACAUGAAAUGGCCACAGAUGAUAAGACAUCACCAACAUUGGACUCUUCUAAUGAUCUGCCUCGAUCUCCUACUAGUCCCUCUCAUCUCACACACUUCAAACCUUUGACUCCUGAUCAGGAUGAACCUCCUUUUAAAUCAGCAUAUAGCUCUUUUGUAAAUCUUUUUCGAUUCAGUAAAGAGAGACCAGAAGGUGGACAGGGAGAUCAGCAGUCUCUGACUGGAAAUUGGGCCAGCCCUCAACACUCUUCAAGGACACAAUCUGUGAGAUCCCCCAUAGCCUAUAAAAAGCAGCUCAAUGAGGAGCUACAUCGUCGAUCAUCUACUGUUUUAGAUACCAGAAGGAAAACUGAAGCUGUUGUAGGAGGCCAUGAUCCUCGAACAGCUGUCCAGCUUCGAAGUCUCAGCACAGUAUUAAAGCGUCUCAAGGAAAUCAUGGAGGGGAAAAGCCAGGAUAGUGACCUGAAGCAGUACUGGAUGCCAGACAGCCAAUGUAAGGAAUGUUAUGAUUGUAGUGAGAAGUUUACCACCUUUAGGCGUAGACACCAUUGCCGACUAUGUGGUCAGAUCUUUUGUAGCCGAUGCUGUAAUCAGGAAAUCCCUGGAAAAUUUAUGGGCUAUACAGGGGAUCUUCGAGCUUGCACUUAUUGUCGAAAAAUAGCUUUAAGUUAUGCUCAUUCCACAGAUAGUAAUUCCAUCGGGGAGGAUUUGAAUGCUCUCUCAGAUUCUGCCUCCUCUGUUUCUAUACUGGAUCCCAUUGAACCACGCACACCUGUAGGUAGUAGAAAAGCGAGUCGGAACAUAUUUCUAGAGGAGGAUUUAGCCUGGCAAAGUUUGAUUCAUCCAGACUCCUCAAAUACUACUCUCUCUACAAGACUUGUGUCUGUUCAAGAGGAUGCUGGGAAAUCUCCUGCUCGAAAUAGAUCAGCCAGUAUUACUAACUUGUCAUUGGAUCGGUCUGGUUCUCCGAUGGUUCCCUCCUAUGAGACAUCUGUCAGUCCUCAGGCUAAUCGAACGUAUGUGAAAACAGAGACCAGUGAGGAUGAGCGCAAAAUUCUUCUGGACUCUGUUCAGUUAAAAGACUUGUGGAAGAAAAUCUGCCAUCAUAGUACUGGAAUGGAGUUCCAGGAUCACCGCUAUUGGCUGAGGACUCACCCCAACUGCAUUGUAGGAAAGGAAUUGGUCAAUUGGUUAAUCCGAAAUGGACAUGUAACCACAAGAGCUCAAGCCGUAGCAAUUGGACAAGCAAUGGUUGAUGGACGUUGGCUAGACUGUGUCAGUCACCAUGAUCAGAUCUUCAGGGAUGAAUAUGCCUUAUAUAGACCACUACAGAGCACAGAUUUUUCCGAGACGCCUUCUCCAGACAGUGACUCAGUAAACUCUGUUGAGGGACACUCUGAGCCAUCCUGGUUUAAAGAUAUCAAGUUUGAUGACAGUGACACGGAGCAGAUUGCUGAAGAAGGGGAAGAGAAUUUAGCCAAUUCUGCCAGUCCUAGCAAGCGUACAUCAGUCAGCAGCUUCCAGUCCACAAUGGACAGUGACUCAGCCGCUUCUAUCAGCCUGAACGUGGAGCUGGACAACGUGAACUUCCAUAUCAAGAAGCCCUCCAAGUACCCACAUGUGCCCCCUCACCCUGCUGACCAAAAAGAACAUUUGAUUUCUGACAAUGGAGGACAACAGAUCUCAAUAAGUGACGCCUUCAUUAAAGAGUCCCUAUUCAACCGACGGGUAGAGGAGAAAUCCAAGGAGCUGCCUUUUACACCUUUAGGUUGGCAUCAUAGCAACCUGGAGCUCCUAAGGGAGGAAAAUGGGGAGAAGCAGGCCAUGGAGAGAUUACUUUCAGCUAAUCAUAACCACAUGAUGGCACUACUCCAACAACUACUCUACAAUGACUCAUUAUCAACAUCCUGGAGAGAUAUCAUUGUUCCAGUGGUCUGUCAGGUGGUUCAGACUGUACGACCUGAUGUCAAAAAUAAGGAUGAUGACAUGGAUAUCCGUCAGUUUGUCCACAUCAAAAAAAUUCCAGGUGGGAAGAAAUUUGAUUCUAUGGUUGUCAAUGGCUUUGUGUGUACCAAGAAUAUUGCACAUAAAAAGAUGAAUUCUUCUAUUAAAAAUCCCAAAAUCCUUUUAUUGAAGUGUUCCAUUGAGUAUCUCUACAGAGAAGAAACCAAAUUUACUUGCAUUGAUCCAAUUGUUCUUCAGGAAAGAGAAUUCUUGAAGAAUUAUGUACAGCGGAUAGUCGAUGUCCGACCUACUUUGGUUCUAGUUGAAAAAACUGUGUCACGAAUUGCCCAGGAUAUGUUGCUGGAACAUGGUAUUACUUUAGUCAUUAAUGUAAAACCGCAAGUUUUAGAUCGAAUAAGUCGGAUGACCCAAGGUGACCUAGUGAUGUCAAUGGAUCAGUUGCUCACAAAGCCCUACUUAGGAACUUGUCAUAAAUUUUACAUGCAGACAUUUCAGCUCCCUAAUGAUCAAACAAAAACACUAAUGUUCUUUGAAGGCUGUCCACAGCAUCUGGGGUGUACCAUCAAAUUGAGAGGAGGCUCUGAUUAUGAGCUAGCUCGAGUGAAGGAUAUCCUUAUAUUCAUGAUCUGUGUGGCUUACCAUUCUCAGCUGGAAAUCUCUUUCCUUAUGGAUGAAUUUGCCAUGCCACCAACAUUAACAAAACAUAGUUCAUUUCAUUCUCUAAUUGAAGAACAGGGAAAUGAUGGGGGUCAGCAGGAAAUGAAGGACCAGUUCAGUGGGAGCCCCCUUCCUAGGGAGGCUGACUUUCUUCCUGACAAAUUGCCUGUAAUAUCUGAGUCUUUGUCUUCUGAUGAUAGUAACCAGCUGGAAUCAAGGACUCUGUUUGAGAAAGCUUACCAGGAAAGUGAAAGUGUUCCACAGGAUAGUGCCUCUUUGAAACAUCAGGAGCAUUUUGCAACGCCUGGACCAUCAGUGAUACCCACUCUCUUUCCAUCAGUACCAGACUCAUUAUUGCCCAUCCACAUUGAAGACCAGGAUGAUGCGUUUGAUAAUGAAUCAGAGGCCUUGUUGCAAAGAGAUAAGAUACAGGAGCCCAAAAAUCAGAUGAGAGUCUUCAGAGACCCUCUUCAGGAUGAUACAGGAUUUUAUGUUGCAGAAGAAGUGACAUCUUCUGAAGAUAAGCUCAAGACUCAUUCUUUAGCCUUUAAACAAGAAUUGAAAGAUGUUAUCCUUUGUAUCUCUCCAGUAAUCACAUUCCGGGAACCCUUCCUCCUAACUGAAAAAGGCAUGAAGUGCCCUACACGGGACUAUUUCCCAGAGCAGGUUUAUUUGUCUCCUCUACUCAAUAAAGAGUUAAGGGAGCUAGAGAGCAGAAGGAAGAAACAGCUUCUAAGAGAUCUUUCUGGACUUCAAGGCAUGAAUGGAAGUGUUCAAGCAAAACCUAUUCAAGUAUUACCAUCCCAUGAGCUAGUGAGCACCAGAAUUACAGAACAUUUGGGUGAGAGUCAGAGCUUGGGUAGAAUGCUGGCAGAUUACCGGGCCCGAGGAGGACGCAUACAGCAGAAAAAUGCAGACCCUUUUGUUCAGUCAAAGGAUUCACCAGAUAAUUCUGGUGGAAGAUCUGGAAGUAAAACUGAGGGAGAUGAAGAUAGAGUUCCAAGUCAGAGUGAUGCAGUAUGGGCCACAAAGGUGGACUGUCUGAGUGCUGUCAACCAUCAAAGGCUUUGUGUGCUUUUUAGUAGUUCUUCUGCCCAGUCCAGCAAUGCUCCCAGUGCAUGUGUUAGUCCUUGGAUUGUGACCAUGGAAUUUUAUGGGAAGAAUGACCUCACUUUAGGAAUAUUUUUAGAGAGGUAUUGUUUCAGGCCUUCUUACCAUUGUCCCAGCAUGUUUUGUGAUACUCCUAUGGUACAUCAUAUUCGUCGAUUUGUGCAUGGGCAGGGUUGUGUCCAGAUCGUAUUGAAAGAACUGGAUUCUCCAGUGCCUGGAUAUCAACACACAAUUCUUACCUAUUCCUGGUGUAGAAUCUGCAAACAGGUAACACCAGUUGUUGCUCUUUCCAAUGAUUCCUGGUCAAUGUCAUUUGCAAAAUACCUUGAGCUUAGAUUUUAUGGACACCAGUAUACUCGGAGAGCCAAUGUUGAACCAUGUGGUCACUCUAUCCACCAUGAUUAUCAUCAGUAUUUCUCCUAUAACCAAAUGGUAGCUUCCUUCAGUUAUUCUCCCAUUCGGCUUCUUGAAGUAUGUGUUCCAUUUCCCAAAAUAUACAUCAAACGUCAGGCCCCAUUAAAACUGUCCAUUCUUCAGGAUCUUAAGGACUUCUUUCAAAAAGUGUCACAGGUAUAUCUUGCUGUUGAUGAACGGCUCGCCUCUUUGAAAACUGAUACAUUUAGCAAAACAAGAGAGGAAAAGAUGGAAGACAUCUUUGCACAAAAAGAGAUGGAGGAAGGUGAGUUCAAGAACUGGAUUGAGAAGAUGCAAGCAAGGCUGAUGACUUCCUCAAAAGAAACCCCUCAACAGCUGCAGUCAGUCUUUGAAUCUCUAAUUGCCAAGAAACAAAGCCUUUGUGAAAUGUUGCAAGCCUGGAAUAGCAGAUUACAGGAUCUUUUUCAACAGGAGAAAGGUAGGAAGCGUCCUUCGGUUCCUCCAAGCCCUGGAAGAAUGAGACAAGGAGAAGAUAGUAAGAUAAGUGCAAUGGAUGCAUCUCCACGCAAUGUUUCUCCUGGACUUCAGAAUGGGGAAAAAGAGGAUCGAUUCUUAACCACCCUAUCAAGUCAGAGUUCCACAAACUCCACACAUCUUCAACUGCCUACUCCUCCUGAAGUCCUGUCUGAGCAGUUGAUGGGAGGGCCUUCUGAAGCAGAUACAACGAGUAGCUCAGAAGAUGUAUUUGAUGGACAUUUAUUGGGAUCUACAGACAGCCAAGUGAAAGAAAAGUCAACAAUGAAGGCUAUAUUUGCAAAUUUGCUUCCAGGAAAUAGCUAUAAUCCUAUCCCCUUUCCUUUUGACCCAGAUAAGCACUAUUUAAUGUAUGAACAUGAACGUGUACCCAUUGCAGUCUGUGAGAAGGAACCCAGCUCCAUUAUUGCUUUUGCUCUCAGUUGUAAGGAGUACAAAAAUGCCUUAGAUGAAUUAUCCAAAGUGUCUCUGCGGAAUACUGCUGAGGAAGUGCUGCAAGCAAGCAGUACUUUGGACAGCAGACCCAAGAGUAGCAGCCCUGUCAGAUUACCUGAGAUCACAGGGGGACCAGCAAGCCGACCAGCAGAAGCCGAACCUCAGCCACCCAAAAAGGCUUCGGGAGUGUUGUCUUUCUUCCGUGGCACAGGGGGGAAGAGCCCCGACCUGUCUUCCCAAAAGAAGGAGACUUUACGUGGUGCAGAUAGCGCUUACUACCAGGUUGGGCAGAUGGGCAAAGAAGGGACAGAGAACCAAGGAAUAGAACCUCAAGAUGAAAUAGAUGGAGGAGAGACCCAAAAAAAACAACUCACAAAUCCUCAUGUAGAGCUUCAGUUUUCUGAUGCUAAUGCCAAGUUUUAUUGCCGGCUCUAUUAUGCUGGAGAAUUUCAUAAGAUGCGUGAAGUAAUCUUGGGGAGCAGCGAAGAGGAUUUUAUCCGUUCCCUUUCUCACUCUUUGCCCUGGCAAGCCAGGGGUGGAAAGUCAGGAGCUGCAUUUUAUGUGACGGAAGAUGACAGAUUCAUUUUGAAGCAGAUGCCCCGCCUGGAGGUCCAGUCUUUCCUUGACUUUGCACCGCACUACUUCACUUACAUUACUAAUGCUGUACAGCAGAAGAGGCCCACAGCUUUGGCCAAAAUUCUUGGGGUUUACCGAAUUGGUUAUAAGAACUCUCAGAAUAAUACUGAGAAGAAGCUGGAUCUUUUGGUCAUGGAAAAUCUCUUCUAUGGGAGAAAGAUGGCUCAGGUUUUUGAUCUGAAGGGUUCUCUUAGGAACCGAAAUGUAAAAACAGACACUGGGAAAGAGAGCUGCGAUGUUGUUCUGCUAGAUGAAAAUCUCUUAAAGAUGGUUCGAGAUAACCCUCUGUACAUCCGUUCUCAUUGCAAAGCUGUGCUGAGAGCCUCUAUCCAUAGUGACUCCCAUUUUCUCUCCAGUCACCUCAUUAUAGACUAUUCUUUACUGGUGGGACGAGAUGAUACCAGUAAUGAACUGGUAGUUGGAAUUAUUGAUUAUAUCAGAACAUUUACAUGGGACAAAAAGCUUGAAAUGGUAGUGAAAUCAUCAGGAAUUUUAGGAGGUCAAGGUAAGAUGCCAACAGUAGUCUCUCCAGAAUUGUAUAGGACUAGAUUUUGUGAAGCAAUGGACAAGUAUUUCCUAAUGGUGCCUGACCACUGGACAGGACUGGGUCUCAAUUGCUGAGAUGAAGCCCAUGUUUUCAAGUGAGCUAGAGAGAAGUAGGAACAGAAGAAGAGGACCAAAAAGAAGCUCCAGGCCUGUCCUGUCCUUCACAUCUGCCACUAUAUGCAAAGGCUUCUAAUUUCGAUUCUUGUAGAGGCCAAAUGUACCUCAAAUGUAAAAUCUGCAUCUUAAUCUGCACUUUUUUCCUGAUACAAGUGAGUUAGCUGUGCACUGUCAGGAAACGUUGGAAAAAACAACCUCUUUUCUUCAUUUGGAUCGGAGGGUAGAGACAAGUAUCAAAGGGCCAAAAGUGAAAUGUACAGCUAUGGGACAGUAAAUAAGAGGGUGGUGAUAGGGAAACCUAAGUAUUGUCUAACCAUGAGAACUGAAGGGCGACCAACAUACUGUUCUGCCCCCAUCUUUUGAAAACAUUUUUGGCGAGUUCUUAUUUUGCAUUUUGGGUAUACAAUCUAAUAUGAAUUAUCAUCAGAAUUUUAAAAUAGGUAUACAUUUGCCUAGUGGUUAGGUGGGGGUUCAUUUUUGUUUUAUGAAGUAUUCCUCCAUUAAUGGCCAGUCAUAUAGGUCAGUGUGAUGUAUUACCGUAGCAUAAAGAUUUGUCAGAAGGUGGUUUUUAUCUUUCCUGUAAGAACUGUAUUACUUGUAUAUCCCUGUAACUUUUUCCUACUUAAGUAUUUAUGAUGGUUUACACAAUAGGUCCUCAGGCUCUUAUAAGUGCUGCCAUUAUGAACAUUUUAGCUGACUGAUGCCUACAGCAAUCACCAUAAGUCAUUUUGCAGUACUAACUUUUUUUUCUUUGUAUAAAGAUUUUAUGCAAUUUAAUAUAUUUUAACUAUAUCUUGUUUCUAUGUCCUCACCAUUUAAUCUCCCUCCCCCUUCCCCUAACAUGUUAAAAAAAAAAAAGUCAAUCAAGUCUCUGAUCACUUAUUAAAUCUUGAAUGGAGUGUUCUUAUCUUACCUCCCCAAAGCUACCUGAUUCACCAAGUGAAGAAGGCAGUCUAGUGUUUGUUUUAUGAAGGUGAAUCAGCUCAGAUUUCUUCCAUUGUAAAGCAGCCCAAGUUGAAUCUGUGGCAUUUCAGAAUUUCUAGUGGCCUAAAGUAAAUCUGCAUCCUUCACCUAAGCUAAUUUUCUACCUUCUUCCUGUUAGGCCAGUUCUUAGUACUCUGAGAUAUUAGAUAAAGUGUUACCUCUCAGGUGUAUAUAUUCCAUUUCAUGGUCCUUUAUUGCUAAUCGUUUAAUGGUUAAUGUAUUUAAAAGAAUAUGAGCAAGGAAAACCAGAUUUUUUCUUAGGAAACAUAUUUGGGUGCCCCAAAGAAUACCUUAAAAAUAAUCUUUUGAGGGGAGGCUAGUGGCGCAGUGGAUAAAGCACCGGCCCUGGAGUCAGGAGUACCUGAGUUCAAAUCCGGCCUCAGACACUUAACACUUACUAGCUGUGUGACCCUUGGCAAGUCACUUAACCCCAAUUGCCUCACUAAAAAAACCAACCAAACAAAAAAAAUAAUAAUCUUUUGAAACCAGAUUAUUUCCCCUUGAUUAUUUCCUACAUUAUGAGUGGUUGAGCCAUAAUUAUUUCAAGUAACAGAUUCCCCAGUAUUUAUUCAGCAUUCAUUCUUCAUGUAGUUAAAAAAAAAUGGGAUAUUUUCAAGUUCAGAAAUCUGGGCACCCAAAAUAACAAUUCUUUGAAAGUUUGUUUUGGAAAAUUAAAGCACUAACUUGAUUUGUGCUUACUAGAAACUUGUUUGCUAUAAUAAAUAAGCUUUCCAGGGAUUUAUGGAUUGCUAUAACAUGAAGAUAAGCACUUUUUUGUUUAUACUUUAACAAAAAAAAUCUGUGCCCUUUUGUAGAUUAAAAAAAAGGUUAGUGGUUUAAAUUUUGAUAUUUUACUAAAAAGGAAGGUUUUCUACAGAGAUGAGAAGUGUGGGCAUUGUUAUUCUCAUCUUAAAUAUAUAGUAAAAUUGUGCUUUGGUUCCUAUAAAGUGGGUGACAGAAUCCAUGAAGAUCAUAAUAUAUUUUUACUUUUGUCAUUUAUAUAGAGUGACUCCAUUAGAAAUAGUGCUCUUUAUUUUUCACAAUGAGUAGAGAAAGCAAGUUCAGGUCAAUAUUUCCACAGUAAGUUCAGUAAAUUGGGCUCAGUUACUUGAUUUCUAAAUAUAGUUUGAGACUGGAUUGCUCUUCCAAUGCCUUAGAAAAUUUCAAAUCUCAUAUAGCCAUAUUCUAGAAUGUAGAGAAUGGUAGUGAUGGGAUUUUGGGGAUGUUGAGUAGAAGAUGGCUUUUAUAGUCUUCUGUCAAGUAAUCAUGUCUAGUCAUUUUCCUUUUCAGUAAGAGUCACUUUCUAUGAGAAGAAUUUCUAAAUCAAGACAUUCAGAUAUUUACUACUUAUUUAGAAUGUUGAUGUACAUCUUAACUUCACCAAUUUAGUUCAACAAGUACUUAAACAAGUUACUAUGCUCAGGAAAGACAGGUUUUGAACGCAAAAUAAAGCUUUGACUUGCUAACUUAUUUCUUCUGUCAGGGUAUUAAGGGUUUUAUCUUCUGACUACUUUUCUCUACCUUUGAUAAGGAAGAAUUUACUAGAAUGCUUUAACUUGUUUCAAACCCCAACCCCCCCCCCCCAAUCAAAGAUGGCCUUUUUUUCAAUACCAUAUGCAGUGGCUAUAAAAUAAUAUGGAUAUGAUUAAAUACAUAAUGCCUUUGUUUUUUGUGCACAAAAGAAAAAUCCCUGAAUGCCAUUUUAAAAACACCACUGUAUAGUAGAACUUGGUAGAAGCUUCUAUAUAACCAUGUUUUGUUUUGUUUUUCAAGAUAAAUCUUGAAACAACAGAAACAAUUGCCUUCUAGGAAUGACCUUUACCUUUAAAACCAGCUUCACAGCUGAGAGUAGGAAAUAUAAGGUAACUUUAAUUAAUUCACAGAACGAAUUUGUCUCAGAAUUAGAAUUUAAGCCUUUUGCUUUAAAUAAAUGAGUAAACCGUGGUGGCUUAUUGUUGUUGUUUUUGCCACUUGUAACAGGUUUUUCAAAUAUAAUAACUGUAAAGUGAAUGUCUAAAAGUGGCUGACCUCUUUUCUCUCCUUCCCUGUCAUUGACUUGAAAAUAUUAAUAUUUAAAAAUUAGGGACCAGGAAGAAACUUUCAUGUUUUUGUUCUUAGAAAAAAUGAAAGCGUAAUUGAUGAAUGAAAGUAAACUGUGUAUAUUACUUUACAGCAGUCUUUUGAACAACUUUUUCAAAAUGCAUAGUUUUUACUGGCAUCAAAGACUGAUAAAAACAGUUUGUCAAGUAUUAUCCAAGGGUAAAGAUAAUAAAUGGUACCAUCAUUUAAGAGAAUAAGAGCUUUCUCAAGCACUUUGAACAUUUAGAUACUUUCAACUUAUAAAUGUAUCAAAACCAUUAACAUUACAAAAAAGAACCUAUUAAUUAUGUCUGUGAAACAGGAAUGGAUUUUUUUCUUAUUUUUAAUACUAUGGGUAGCAGAGUUAACACCAGCUUUUGUUGUUUCAGUCAGAAGCUUCUCUUUAGCCCUGCUCCCAUUUGAAACUGACUUAUUCAAAACUGAUUAACAAGGAAGGCUGUCUAUACUCUUUAGGAAAUUUGCUUUUAGAUCCUGGUGAAGGACCGAAAAGAGAGCUGAGAAAAAUGUGAUCUUGACUGGGGAAACAAGACCGGCCAUGACCCCUAGGUAUCGUUGACAGAGCUAAUGGGGAUCAGGCAUUAUUGUCUAGUGCAAUGUCUUUUUUUCUUUUUAAGAAGGGUGCAUUGUAUUAUAGGAAAAUAAAUUACAAUCAUGGGCAGUGUUUUAUAAAACACUGCUUUUAUCAGUUUUGUAUAAAUGUAAGAUGAAUUUUUGACUGUUCAUUUUAAAUAGGAAAAUUACUUGUGUUGUAUAUCACAAUAAUUUUUAAUUAAAGGAGAUCCAGCUAACUGUUGAAAGCACUUGAUGUAUUAUAAUGUAUAUAUUUCUAUUCUACUUUGAUUCUAGAUGUUUUAUAUGAUUGACAUGCUAACUAUUUAAGUGAUAUUUCCCAUGACUUUGGAAAAUUGUAUUGUAUAUAAAUAAGAGUUCCAAUAAAUUAAGAUUUUAUUUCA
Dromiciops gliroides (monito del monte) is the source of this 10505-nucleotide messenger RNA. It is a transcript of the gene PIKFYVE, whose product is annotated as phosphoinositide kinase, FYVE-type zinc finger containing. Gene Ontology annotation, biological process: intracellular signal transduction; phosphatidylinositol metabolic process. The transcript is spliced from 42 exons. Gene Ontology annotation, molecular function: 1-phosphatidylinositol-3-phosphate 5-kinase activity; metal ion binding; ATP binding. Lineage: Eukaryota; Metazoa; Chordata; Mammalia; Microbiotheria; Microbiotheriidae. Bases 103 to 6426 code for a protein of 2107 amino acids. The record is from RefSeq and is a predicted model, not a curated record.